This is a messenger RNA of Salvia hispanica, 732 nucleotides long. Its product is annotated as small ribosomal subunit protein uS15-like. Gene Ontology annotation, biological process: translation. NCBI's taxonomy places the organism in Eukaryota, Viridiplantae, Streptophyta, Magnoliopsida, Lamiales, Lamiaceae. Gene Ontology annotation, cellular component: nucleolus; cytosolic small ribosomal subunit; ribosome. Gene Ontology annotation, molecular function: small ribosomal subunit rRNA binding; structural constituent of ribosome. The record is from RefSeq and is a predicted model, not a curated record.
UUGAAACCCACAAAUAUCACAAAACCCUAAUUUGAUCAAUUACUUAUUCACUUCUUCGAGCUAGAACACUCGGAUUUCAGAAGCAGAAAGAGCUGCGCCGUCGCCAUGGGUCGCAUGCACAGCCGAGGAAAGGGUAUUUCCGCUUCAGCCCUUCCCUACAAGAGGACUCCUCCCUCCUGGCUCAAAAUCACCUCUGAAGAUGUUGAGGAGAAUAUCUGCAAGUUUGCGAAGAAGGGUCUCACCCCGUCGCAGAUCGGCGUGAUUCUCCGUGACUCCCAUGGAAUUGCUCAGGUGAAGAGCGUCACCGGAAGCAAGAUUCUCCGCAUUCUCAAGGGUCAUGGGCUUGCACCUGAAAUUCCUGAGGAUUUGUACCACUUGAUCAAGAAAGCAGUGGCUAUCAGGAAGCAUCUGGAGAGGAACAGGAAGGAUAAGGAUUCUAAGUUUAGGUUGAUUUUGGUUGAGAGCAGGAUUCACCGCCUUGCCCGAUACUACAAGAAGACAAAGAAGCUUCCGCCUGUCUGGAAAUACGAAUCAACCACUGCAAGCACUCUUGUGGCCUAGGCUAAAGAAUUGCAGAGAGCACAGCACAGUUUGUGCCAAUUUGUGGGCAAAUUCUGAAUUUUGGCAUGGAACAUAACUUUCAAGAAUUUUGUUCUUUGAUUUGACAAUGUUUUUCAGAUGUUGAUGACCAUUUUGGUUGAUAAUACAGUUUUGCUCUUUGAUUUCUUUUAA